AAAUGUCUCCUUGCCUACUCGAAACGUGCAAACUUUAGCUAUACAUCUGGCUUACGCAUUUAUAUGCUCUGAUCCAUCUCCUUAACCCUCCACACCUUUUCACACCACUUCCAAGUACCCUUUCUUUGAUUUACAUCUACAGGGAAAAUUAUGAACCAGAGACAAGCAAUAAGGCCUCAAGCAGCCGACCAGGCUGUCGACUACGGCGAUGUUUUCGGUGUCACCGGUGCUACGCCUUCAUUUCCAACUCCAACGGGUGCGGUUGAUGAAAGUGGCAUCACCAUUGGAGAAGCUUUGGAGGCAACAGCUAUCUCUGUUGGCGACAAACCGGUUGACCAAGGUGAUGCAGCUGCAAUACGAGCAGCUGAGGCCAGAGCUGCUGGUGGUAACGUCACCCAACGUAGCGGCCUUGGCGCCAAAGCUCAAGCUGCUGUCAAUUUCAAUGACCGUGUGGCUUAUGAUUACAAUAAAAUCACUAUAUCAGAUGUUUUGUCGGAUGCUAGUGGGAAGCUGCCUCACGAUAAAGCCGUGACAAGCGAAGAUGCUGAUGGCGUGAGAGGUGCGGAGCUGAGUAACAGUACCGAAGCAAUGCCCACACCAGGAGGAGUGGCGGAUACCAUGGCCACAGCUGCUAGGGUAAAUCGGGAUGAUAAGCCAUGAACAACUUCAUUUCUGUAGCCAAUGUUAUGGUUCUAGUAAAGCAGUUUUAUGGUAGAAAUUAAAUCUUCAUGCUUUGUUGCAUAUAUAAUGGAUGAUUCGUGGCUGGCCAUUUACGAGAAAAAAAAUGUAGUAAAUAAAUUACGGUUACUAACAGCAGUAAAUUAGUAUGUUGACUAUGGGAGCAAAACAAUACAAUUAGUUUUGUUGUAGUAGCUUGAAUUGAAAAUCCAUGUAUAGUUUCCAACUUUCCAUACUACAUGCCCCACCUUUCUCGGUUGCUAGCACUUUGGCCUGAUUAAGUUAGGCAAGACGGUGGAUUGCUUGAAAUUUAUUUUACUCUAUAUAUUCGGAUCUCUAAAUUAAUAAACUGAGAUUUACAUAGUUGUACAA
Molecule: messenger RNA, 1050 nt
Organism: Gossypium arboreum
Lineage: Eukaryota; Viridiplantae; Streptophyta; Magnoliopsida; Malvales; Malvaceae
Product: late embryogenesis abundant protein 3-like
Exons: 2
Coding region: 151-660 (169 amino acids)
Source: RefSeq, a predicted model, not a curated record